Molecule: messenger RNA, 4105 nt
Organism: Syngnathus acus (greater pipefish)
Lineage: Eukaryota; Metazoa; Chordata; Actinopteri; Syngnathiformes; Syngnathidae
Gene: usp8
Product: ubiquitin specific peptidase 8
Exons: 20
Coding region: 165-3401 (1078 amino acids)
Biological process (GO): protein K63-linked deubiquitination; protein K48-linked deubiquitination; Ras protein signal transduction
Cellular component (GO): postsynaptic density; extrinsic component of endosome membrane; midbody
Molecular function (GO): cysteine-type deubiquitinase activity
Source: RefSeq, a predicted model, not a curated record
GGCGGCCCCGCCCACAGUCGUCACCGAUGAAGAAGACAAACAAGGAAUCAGGAAUCAGCUGUCAAAAAAGUAGCCCGUGUGAUAGAACGCAUCGAAAGAGGUAUGAUUAGAGUGUGUGAAGUGCACUGAUUAUUCGUGAGGUCUGACUGAGCACACCUGCCAAGAUGCCUGCGGUGUCCACCGGUGCCAAGGACCUCUAUUUGAGCACCUCUCUCGGUGACCUCAAUAAAAGAACAGAUGUUAAGGCGGACAAGAUAAGCACAAAAAGCUAUGUUCAGAGUGCCUGCAAAAUCUUCAAGGCGGCAGAAGAGAGUCGUCUGGACAGAGAUGAGGAGAGAGCUUAUGUGCUCUACAUGAAGUAUCUAACAGUCUAUAAGAUUGUCAAGGCCAGACCAGACUUCAAGCAGCAGGCGGACUACCUGACCAUGCUUGGGCCAAACAACGUUAAGAAAGCCAUAGAAGAAGCUGAAAAACUCGCAGAAAGCCUCAAACUCAGGUAUGAGGAAGUUGAAGUCAGAAAAAGACUGGAAGAGAAGGACAGACGAGAGGAGAAGAAAAAGGAGAAAGAAGUGGAGAUGAAGAAAGAUGACAGUCAAAGCUCUCCUCAAUCCUCAGUAGCAGACAAGGACAGCAAUAAGGUUAAAGGAGAGGCGAAUGAUUUGAAGAAUGCGUCGACUAAAACUGCGGCGGCGGCGGGUGGGAUCACGGCGGAGAAACUUUUCCACAUGAUGAAGGACCAAAUGAUAACUAUCAUUGUCAUGGAUGCUCGAAGCCAAAGAGACUUUGAUGAGUCUCACAUUCAGGUCCCAUCUCAGGCCUGCAUCAGCGUGCCUGAGGAGGCCAUCAGUCCAGGAAUCACUGUGAAUCAAAUCGAGGAAAAGCUCCCCAGUGAGUCCAAAGAGCAAUGGAAACAGAGGGGAUCCGUGGAUUACUUAGUCCUGUUGGACUGGUUUAACUCUGCUACAGAUCUGACAAUAGGCAUGACAUUGCAGAACCUCAAAGAUGCCCUAUAUAAGUGGGACAGUAUGACCAUCUUGCGCAGUGAGCCACUUGUGCUGGAGGGAGGCUAUGAGAGCUGGCUGCUGUUUUACCCAAUGUACACAACCAAUGCAAAAGUCCGCUCGCCUCGACAGAACGUCAACAAUGUGACUGCCUCCAUGUCGCAGUUAAACCUCAGUUACCCAUCCCUCAAGGAAAUAAAACCCCCAACCCCACCUCAGCCAGAACCUGAGAUUAGACCUGAGCCUGUAGAACCCUCUGCUCCCCCACUCACAAAUGGAGUUGCUCCCACUGAAGACCGCCCACCCACACCACCUGAGAGCACAGACAAAUUGGUAGACUCCAUCGACGUUCUUUUCUCUAAGAUGGAAUUGAGUGACAAAGGACCAGUGCUAGACACAUCUAACCAUCCUUCCACACCCAAGGCCCUCCCACGGUUUGACCGUGCCAAGAAGCCACCGGUCCGCUUCUCGGACGAGCCUAAAGUGAGCCUGAAUGGACCAGACAAAGAAUCUGGCACGAACACGCCCUCUGUCCCCGACCGCUCAGCCAAACCAGCCUUCAUCCCUUCUUUGUCCGAAGAAGAACAAAAUCAGAUACACUCGGAGGUGGUGGCGUCCAUGGAGAAAGCCAGGCAAGAAAAGGAGAAACGCAUUCAAGGACGUCUGCUAGAAGAGGACAGGCGGAAGAAGGAGCUGAAAGAGAGGCUUGCAAAGGAGCAAAGUGAUAAGAUAAAGAAGGGCGACGAGGACAAAGGACAUCAAGACAAAAAGAGACUAGAGAGACAGAAGGCGAAGGAAGAGGAAGACAAAGAGGACCAUGGGUGCAAAGAGAUAAACAAUAAGGGGAAAGAGCAGAACUCUGAAGCCCCCUCCAAAAGUUCGUCUCUCGACUCGCCUGGUCCAAGUCUAAUCAUCAGUGAGGUCAAGAGGGAACCACUGACAAGAGCCAGAAGUGAGGAAAUGGGAAGGAGUGUGCCUGGUCUGCCAGUUGGUUGGAUGAAGUUCCUUGACACUGUGACUGGAACCUUUCGAUACUACCAUUCCCCAACCAACCGCGUCCACCUGUACCCGCCUGAGGUGACAGUUCCGACGCCACCGGCAGCGGAGCCGAAACAGUCGCAACUAGCAGUGGCACCCUCCAACGCAAAGGAGGAGGAGGAGCAGGAACAGUCUACGUUAAAACGCUCCUACUCUUCCCCAGACAUCAGCCAGGAUGUAAGAGAGGAGGCCCAGAAGAAGAGCGCUGCACCAGGGCCUCCUGCUUCCAUACCCACCUUCAGUAGAGAAACCAAACCUCCCAGUGUUAAAGCCCAUCCUAAAGUGGAGCUUACACGACCUUCAGCCGCCAAAAUCCGCAGCCUGAAUCCAACAUUUGGAGGCUUGGGUGCAAGUUUGACCGGCCUUCGUAAUCUUGGCAACACUUGCUACAUGAAUUCAAUCUUGCAGUGUCUGUGCAAUACACCUGCCAUGGUAGAGUACUUCAACAAUAAUUUCUACCUGGAUGAUAUCAACAGAUGCAACAUUCUCGGCCAUAAAGGGGAAGUGGCGGAGGAAUUUGGCGUGAUCGUGAAAGCGCUGUGGACCGGUCUGUACAGGUGCAUCAGUCCACGAGACUUUAAAAUCACCAUUGGAAAGAUCAACGAUCAAUUUGCUGGCUUUGACCAGCAAGACUCCCAAGAGUUGCUGCUCUUUCUCAUGGACGGCCUCCAUGAGGACCUCAAUAAGAGAGCGGACAACAGGAAGCGCUACAAAGAGGAGGAAAACGACCACCUGGACGAUCAGAUGGCAGCAGACCAGGCUUGGAACAAACACAAGCUGCUGAACGAGUCCAUCAUCGUGGCGCUCUUCCAGGGCCAGUUCAAAUCCACCGUGCAGUGUCAGACUUGCCACCGUAAGUCUCGGACUUUUGAGACGUUCAUGUACCUGUCGCUGCCUCUGGCCUCCACCAGCAAGUGCUCACUUCAGGAUUGUUUGAGGUUGUUCUCCAAGGAAGAGCGACUGACGGAUAACAACAAGGUUUUCUGCAGGCACUGCAAAGCUCACAGAGAUUCCACCAAGAAACUGGAGAUCUGGAAGGUCCCUCCAAUUCUCUUGGUUCACCUGAAGCGCUUCUCCUAUGAGGGUAGAUGGAAACAGAAGCUGCAGACUUCUGUAGAUUUCUCACUAGACACUCUGGACCUGACCCAAUAUGUCAUUGGACCGAAGCAGACCCUGAAGAGAUAUAACCUUUUUGGCGUGUCUAACCACUAUGGAGGUUUGGACGGUGGCCAUUACACUGCCUAUUGUAAGAACGCCUCAAAGCAGCGUUGGUACAAGUUUGACGAUCAUGAGGUUUCUGAAAUCUCCACUUCCUCCGUCAAAUCUUCUGCUGCCUACAUUUUGUUUUACUCUGCCCUGUGAUGGAGCUGCUGGACCUGAAGAACACCGUAGAAGGUUGUCAGUUUUUUUUCCCACCCCCCCCAUUCUUCUACAACGUGGCAGUUGCAGGUGUGUCCAUCUUCGAGCUGAUAGCUGAAGGAUGUGGCUCAAGAAUAGUGCAGUGCAGCACAGCCAUGCCGUGCAUUGCUUCAGCCACUAGAGGACCCUAGAGCUGUGAAAACAUGCCGGCUGCUCAUAAUUCUGAUCAUCUAUUCGAGAGACUAUGAAAGAUGCCAGUUGGACGUCACGCUGCACCUAUGUCAUUGUAGGGCAGGUGGCUGCUUCGAUACUAUUGAUGCGGUUCAUGUGAAUGGCUGGAUCGCUCACAUGUGUAAACAGCAGGUUCACAUUUACAUAGCUUGUACGUAUUUAACAAAGCGGAUGUUGCACUUUUCUAAAUGUAAAUAUUCUACAACAUGUUAAGAUGUUGUCUGACCAACUUUUGUUGUUGGAGCUCCCACCACGUUCGUUGCAUUAAGGUUUAUAGUUGCGAGUUUCUUGUAUUUAAUGUGAUCGUAAAAGGGGACCUAUCAUGCUCACCCCAUCCCUCAACAUUUCCCUCUCAAAUCUUAUACAGAAUCUCAUUUUAGGCUUUUGGAAGAGGAAAUUGCAAUGUGUGUCAGAAAAGUUCAAGGACUGGUUUCAAACACUUCAAAACCAAACAAUAGAUAUAAUCAUAAUUUUAA